This is a messenger RNA of Caenorhabditis angaria, 378 nucleotides long. Lineage: Eukaryota; Metazoa; Nematoda; Chromadorea; Rhabditida; Rhabditidae. The record is from the annotation of a GenBank genome assembly.
AUGAAAAUUUCCCAAGUUUUCCUAUUAUUUUUCCUGUGCCACGUGGCAAGUUCAAAUCUCGACGCAAAUUUGGAAGCCAAGAAUUUCUCGAAGAUUUUCAACGAACAUUUGAAAGCGAAAAAUUAUACGAUAAUCGAUCCGGAAUUUGUGGGAAUUCUGAAGAAUGGAACAAUUGUGCCGCGCGAUUUUUAUGUGAAAAAUGUGGUUUAUAAAGAGGGUUUGGAUAAGAAUGCAAAGUAUUCGGGGAGAUUUGAUGAGCAAGGAUUUUUGCAAAUCCGGGAGGCGAGUCGACCAGGUGCGAUUGCUUUUGCGAAGAGAAAUUCGAAUAUUCGAGGAGGAUACACGUUGUAUAAGAUUGCUUUGAAUGCUGGAAAUUGA